Exophiala aquamarina CBS 119918 is the source of this 1008-nucleotide messenger RNA. RefSeq lists its product as uncharacterized. Bases 1 to 1008 code for a protein of 335 amino acids. Lineage: Eukaryota; Fungi; Ascomycota; Eurotiomycetes; Chaetothyriales; Herpotrichiellaceae. The transcript has 2 exons. The record is from RefSeq and is a predicted model, not a curated record.
AUGCUCACAAUUCAUGAUCCCGAAAAAGCGUUGGCUAGUCUUCCGAGCCCUCUCCUUGCUGCAGACACGCUAUAUCUCUCGCGUGAGCCAGACUUGCAGACCGUCAAACUGACCGCUGGCUUGCAUCGACAGACAUGGGUCAACGGAGCACUGAUAUUUAUUGACGUCCACAUCUCCAACAAUACACCCAAAGCAAUUAAGAAGAUCGAAGUGCAGCUGGAGAAGACCACUCUGUGGUACACCCACCCUCCAGUUGGCACUUCGGAAAGAACUGUACAUUAUCUGCGACUUCCUCGAAGAACGGACACCGAAAUAGUGAGUGGCACCACCGUCAAAAAAUCAAGUACUUGGGGUGGCAUCGGGUCCUAUUCGUCCGAUGUCAGAACGGUAGAGCUUGAGGCUCCCCGAGGCCAUGUUACGAUCAGCACUGGAAGGUACUUUGAGAUUCGAUACUUCGUCAACGUGGUAGUCAGUGUGAAGAUGUUCAAGACUGUCGCCGUUCAGCUUCCGGUUACCAUCAUACCAAUUAAUUCCCUAGAUAUCUUACCAAAUUCUAUGGCCCAAGUCGCUGCUUCCAUUGAAGCAAAAAGAGCGAAGACCGUGCCCAUUGUUACCGACAACCAGCCCCCUACCUCGUUCCAGCAAGGACAGGCUUUUUCGGCGCCUGUUCGACAGUCUCUAGAGAAGGCACGUCAAAGCAGAGCCAAGCUCCAAUAUCGAGAUGUGGAUUCCCUCACUCAAGAUCUUGACAGCUCUCCACGUCAGGGGGGCUUAACCCAGGAGCCUUGGAUGAGAAUACUGUUCCUGCUCUCACCAGCAUUGCAUCAUGCUCGCACCGCCAUCUCACACGUCACCCAAGCUGCUAUCACUGCCAUCUACUUCAUGAGAAAGACAAAUCACCGAAACCAGACGGUCCUCGGCUACCAAGACUCCAAGUAUCGACUUCAGGCCUUGGCUUCUCUGAAUCCGAGUUCGAGGUACCGCCAGACUCGCCUCCUCGAAAGGUAA